AUGAACUCUGGCGACAUACAGUCUGUGGCUUUUCAGUUCCACCUUUUCGGGGACCUCUGGCUUGAAGAUCCCAAGAAUUUUCACAACGAGAUUGACCUGUCUGAGAUAACGCAAUAUCUGGCUCUCAUCGAAGCACUCGACAAGAGAUGGGAGCAUCGCCCACGGAUUAGUUGGAAUCUGGACUCGGCUUUUGCGAAGUUUGUCGAGCGAGAGACAGCUACAUGGAGCAAGCAAGGGGUAGAAAGACCCUCUCAUGAUCUUUUACCCCCAAGUGGCUCUAUAGAGUCUUCGCUCGCAUGCCACCUCAUGAAUCCAACCUAUUACGUCGCAAACCCCGAGGAUCGAAUUACCGAUGAUCCUUCAAGCCCAACGAUGGAGUUACUACACAAUAGUGGCUUUUCAUCGCAAAAUGCGUUAAUCUUCGACCAGGUAUGCCGGACGGGGCGAACUGAGGACAUGAUCGAGUUUUAUACCGAUGAGUUCUAUCAGCCCCAUCGCGAUUUUGUACGUGAAAUUCGAGGAAACAUGGCUGCAAUCGUUGAAAUUUGCUGGGGCAACACUGUCUGGAAGGAGAUGAAGAGAGAAUUAGGUCCCCGACUGGUUCGAUAUCUUCUCUGGGGGGUUUUCAAGCCUGUGAGGCUUUAUCUUGAACUUGAUGAAAGCCACCGAUCUCUAAAGAGGUUCAUUCUCCAUGUCCGACACCCAGAGUUCUUUGUCAGAAGCGGCCUAGCUAAACUUGGUCUUGAAGCCCGGAAAAUCUACGGAGAGGCCCAAGAUCUAGCUUUGACAGUGGCUAGACGGCUAGUCGGUGAUGGAAAAGAUUUUACCGUCAACUGCUUUCCUUGCCUCCCUUCUCUUCAGGUCAAUCGACUUACUCGCAAACAAGAGAAUCUUCGUGACAAGAAUGAUCAGCUAGCCUUGAAGGCUUUUGAAGCAGCUUUUCCAGAAACGUACCAACGCCGAGUUCGCAGAAAGGAGGAAUCAGAAGAGAUAAAAAGUGUUACUUCAAGGUUUGACAGUGUCUCUAAAACCGAUGAUGAAGUUCGAAAGGGAAGAAGUUCCGCAGGAUAA
Penicillium canariense is the source of this 1071-nucleotide messenger RNA. RefSeq lists its product as uncharacterized. The record is from RefSeq and is a predicted model, not a curated record. The transcript has 2 exons. NCBI's taxonomy places the organism in Eukaryota, Fungi, Ascomycota, Eurotiomycetes, Eurotiales, Aspergillaceae. Bases 1 to 1071 code for a protein of 356 amino acids.